Molecule: messenger RNA, 1244 nt
Organism: Daldinia vernicosa
Lineage: Eukaryota; Fungi; Ascomycota; Sordariomycetes; Xylariales; Hypoxylaceae
Exons: 3
Coding region: 46-813 (255 amino acids)
Source: RefSeq, a predicted model, not a curated record
CCAUCAAGAGCUAUAAGAGGAAUUUCACAUCAAAGCCUCUUAAUCAUGUUAAUCCUCGGAGCUUUAAGGAGAGCUCAACGGAUUCCAUUCAGACACAGCACUACCAAUUUCCAAAAUGUAGUUCCUCGUAAUCUUUCGCCCGUAAGGCACAAUUUUCGGGUCCUGGGCAUGAGAUUCGAAACGACCGCAACAAACACAACGAAAGCAGCCAAAGCAAACGCCGCGGCUAGUCCAAAGCCGCAAACACCCAGAUUCGCAUACCCAGAGAAUCUCUGCGUAUACCACGCCGGCACAGGCCGGACAACCUUCCUAGCCUGCCUGAAGAUCUCGACGCUCUUCAUAUUCGCUUUCUUCGGCUUCGUCGUGACCCCAGCGUACUUCGACCGGGAAGGCUUAUCACCCACCGUGCUCCGCACAACGCUCUCGGCCAUCAUCCCCCUAGUCUUCGUAGCAUACACCACCUCCCCCUUCGUAUCCUUCAUCCACAUGCGCCUACCGCCCGUAGCGCGGCAGUCCGAGGACAUGCUGCGACGGUUCGCGCGUGCCAUCCCCGCAGACGCGGAGCUCGACAUCACGACCAUGAGCUUCAUCGCUAAGCCGCGCGUGAGCCGCGUCAAGCUGUCGGAACUGCGCCCCGUGUCCCGAAGGUUCGGCAUCGUGAACCUCGCCCGGGACACGUCCGCGGAGAACGCCGCGAGGAAGUGGUACCGGUUCCGCGCCGUGGGCGAUUUCAACGCCCAGUUUAACACCGCGACCCGGGCUCCGUGGGUCUGGGAGAGCAUCCUGAACGCCGUACAAAAGUCUCGCGCAUGAUUUACGAGUCUUCCGCUGUUCAUAAGCUUUAAUAUGUAUAUAUAUAUAUAUAUAUAUUUAUAUACUCUCGGGCAUCGCCCGGCUCUUUACGGUAAGAAGUGGCAUCGGGUGGGUAGUCAUGAGCACCUAGGUUUGGGUUGAGUUAUUACCUGUUACCUAUUACCUAUUGAUAUAGGAGACGAUGGCAACAGUGAGAAGUAAGAACAGUGGUCAGACCUAUUAGACUUCACCGAUAGUCCGUCCUUAUUAGUUUGAUGAAUUUUAAUUGGAAGCUGUCAUGAGUCGAGGAGGCUAUAGCGAAGAAUAGUCUCAUGAAUAGUCGGGUGUGGCAAAGAGCGAAGACUUGAACAUUGAUAAAAAUAGCCAUAGGUGAACCAAGAGUAUAGUACCUAAGGUAGUUGAAAAAAAAAUACACAAUUCUCGUUCCUAUU